UUCAACUUUAAGCAACGCGAACUACAAACCUAGUACGGCUGAGAAGUUUAAAACCAAUAAGCGUCUUCGCGGUAGGUUUUGCUCAUCUAAAAUCUCUAAAUGACUUCGUUCAAAGAGACGAGGGAUUUUAUUUUACUUUGCUAUGACCAAGGGAUUCUUAACGAUGAAGAACUCCUGGUUUUGUACAAACAGUACAAGUCUCCAAGCUUUGACCUACUGUACAGUGUAUAUCCACUUUUCGAUCUGGACGAGAUGGAAAAUGAUGAAUGCCAUGCAGAAUUUCGAGUGAAGAAGAGAGAUAUACCUGCGCUCGCAGAAGCGCUUCAAAUCCCAGACUGGAUUACCUGUAAUCAGCGGAGCAAAGCCGAGGGCACAGAAGCCCUUUGUAUGCUUCUAAAGCGCUUUGCUUACCCUUGCGGGUACAGUGAUAUGGUACCACGGUUCGCUCGUCCUGUACCUGUUUUGAGCAUGGUAACCAACGAAUUGCUCGAUUACAUCUACACAGCUCAUAGUCAUCGAAUUAUCAAUUGGAAUCCUGCAUUGUUGAACCCACCAGCUUUGCAAACCUAUGCCCGAGUUAUCUCCCAAAGAGGGUCACCAUUGCAGAACUGCUUUGGUUUUGUUGACGUAACAGUUAGGCCUAUUUCGAGGCCUGAUAAUAACCAGAGAAUUGUCUACAACGGUCAUAAAAGAGUUCAUGCUCUAAAGUUUCAGUCUCUAGUUCUGCCAAAUGGGAUUAUUGGACACCUGUAUGGCCCUGUUGAAGGAAGAAGACAUGAUGCUGGAAUGCUUCGGGAUUCACAGCUCCCACAGAAUUUACAGAUGUUUGCUUUUGAUCUUCAUGGGCAGCCAAGUGCAUCUAUGGGGACCCUGCCUCUCCCUUGAGGAUCCAUUUGCAGGCACCAUUUCGCAAUCGAGUGUUAACUCCUCAAAUGCAGGCAUACAAUUCAGCAAUGAGAAAAGUUCGUUCCUCAGUGGAGUGGUUGUUUGGGGACAUGAUAAAUUAUUUCAAGUUUUUAGACUUUA
Molecule: messenger RNA, 1026 nt
Organism: Stylophora pistillata
Lineage: Eukaryota; Metazoa; Cnidaria; Anthozoa; Scleractinia; Pocilloporidae
Source: RefSeq, a predicted model, not a curated record